GUAUCACACACAACCAACACAUCUAAUCACAAUCACAACCAACUCACAAAUCAACCUAUUCUUUAAUCACCAAUCCAACACCAAAACCACAACCUUCAAGAUGCAGUUCGCCACUCUUCUCGCUUCCGCCUCCGUCGCCGCCGCUGCUGCCAUCAGCAAGCGUGACGUUACCUUCAAGGUCACCAACUUCGGUGCCGACUGCAUUCCCCACAGCACCCAGUGCUCUUACGGAUUUACUGUCAUCCAGCCCGGUACCAUGGAGACCACCGGUGUCAACUGCACCGCUCUUGUCCCCGGCAACACCGACGGCACUCUCCCCGAUGUCAAGGAGGGCACCUGCACCCUCUCCUCCCGCACUUUCGACGUCGUCCGCAGUGCCGAGGGUCUCACCCUCACCGUCUCUCAGCCGGUUACCCCUAGCAGCAACCAGACUGGCUCCCACCUUCUCCCCAACUCUGACUUCGAGAUCUCCAACCAGCCCAACGCUGUUGUUCAGCACUACACUGGUGCCCGCUCUUUCGACCUCGAGUAAAUUUUUCGCCUUGUUCGGUUUCAUUAAAGAACACGUUCCAUCGACGAUGGGAAUGGGUGUGCCUUACACAUAGCAUGGGGAGGAUGGCAAAAGAUUGUACAACACAUGUUUCGAUAGAGUGAAAAGAUACCAUCAUAGAAUUCAACUGAUUAUCCAUCCAC
Molecule: messenger RNA, 693 nt
Organism: Colletotrichum scovillei
Lineage: Eukaryota; Fungi; Ascomycota; Sordariomycetes; Glomerellales; Glomerellaceae
Product: hypersensitive response-inducing protein
Exons: 2
Coding region: 101-532 (143 amino acids)
Source: RefSeq, a predicted model, not a curated record